Xenia sp. Carnegie-2017 is the source of this 2552-nucleotide messenger RNA. RefSeq lists its product as uncharacterized. NCBI's taxonomy places the organism in Eukaryota, Metazoa, Cnidaria, Anthozoa, Malacalcyonacea, Xeniidae. The record is from RefSeq and is a predicted model, not a curated record. Bases 1064 to 2278 code for a protein of 404 amino acids. The transcript is spliced from 2 exons.
CGGUCAAAACAGGAUUUCUUAAAAUGAUGCUUAUAUGGCAUCCCGACAAGCCUAAUGGCAAUAAGGAAAUAGCAGAAAAGAUAAUUCACGCAAAGGAAAUUUUGUUAAAUGAUGAAUAUCGAGCUCAAUAUCACAACCACUUUGACUAUCAACAAGGAUGGUUUUCUUUAAAACGGUGGAAAGCAAUUUUUUUAUCUGAAUGCGGGAGUGUAAAGCAACAUAAAGCUUUUUGGAAGCGACUUGGUUUUCUUGUAUUCUCUUCUUUAUUAGCUGUCGGCGGGAUCACCUGUUCUGUUUUAACGGCUGGUCUCGGUGCACCAGUUUUUGUAACAUUAGGAUCAAUAGCUGGUGGAGCGUUAUUCGGCGCCGGCUUACAAUCUUCAGGUGAAUGCCUAAAAGAACGAUCUGUUAUUGAUGGAAUGGAUUCUGAGAAAUGGAUCAAAAAAGCGUUGAUAGGUGGAGCUGCAGGUGUCUUCGUUGGAGGUGCGUCCGCUGGCAUCACAGCAGGAAUAGUAGGCAUUGGAAACGCAGCAUUAUCGUCAAGUGCGGUUUCGAUUGGUAAAUUUAUUGGAAUGGGAGCAGCUAAUGGUGGUAUUGGUGGAAUAAUAAUGUCUUUGAGCUCUAUUCUCUCAAGGAAAUUAGUUGACAAAGAAAACAUUGCUCUAAAGAAGGUCAUAAUUCACGCCCUAUUGGGAGGAUUGAUAGGAGCGACGGCUGGAAUAGCAGCAGGUGCAGUUACUAAACCUUUAGUUGAUGGUGGUUCAUCUGCGGCCGCACCAACGAUUGAAGGUGACUUAAUAGAGCAAGCUUUUUUACGUACGACUGGACAAAAUACAGUUAAACUAUUGCGCCUUGUUGGUAAAAGAGCUGCUAUUUUGGCGUCGAGAGUUGCAAUUGAAAAAUCUUACGACGCUGCUUACGAGCUCGUAGAUAGUUCGGCUAAAAGCUAGAUCUGACAACACUUGUAAGUGAGAAUGAGAAUCAAGACAAGGAGUUAUUGGAUCUACUGGAAAACGAAGAAAAUGCAUUUGGUGGGGAGGAUGUUGACGGGUUACAGGAACUAAUGCACGAGUUUUAUCUAACUCAAGAAAACGGUGAGAAUGAUGAUGUAACAAAUGAGAAUGAAUUUGCGCGUAUGGAAUUAAAGGAAAAGGAAAACAAUCAGCGAAGAGAAAGAACAAAACAAUCAUACAAUAAAGUGUUUGAAGAAACUUCAAUUGAUGAGUUACAGGUAGGAGCAAAUGAUUUUUUACUAAGUGAGAACAAUUCAAACGUGAAGUAUGGAGCAUCUGCAAAACCCCUGACACAUAGCUCUCAAACAGAGAGAAAUUUUUCAUCAACAGUAGAAAUCGAUUUCAAUCAAAGUAAUUCAACCUGCACAAAUAAUGAAAAUUUUGCGUCAAAAACACAGCGACGCUCAAUUGCUGAUGAAACAAGCCAAGAACAAUUGACCAAAAAAACCAUUCAAUAUUAUUCCGAGGGAUCAUGGAUCUCAAAGAUGAUCGUAACUUAUUAUUUAAACGAAAGAAAAGUCACAGAAGAAGUAAGUGGUAAUGGAGAGAGAGUGAAUAUUUCUGCAAGCGCAACAAAUGUCGAAGUGAGAUUUAAAGUUAUGCGUCCAUUUUGGGGUGAUGUCAUGACGUACGACCGUUUUAACAAGACAUGGUUAAAACCAUACACCCCUCACAUCUUCCGUUACCAAAAAGCAAAAAAUCGCACAUUUACUCUUAGUGGUAAUCUUCGUUGGGAGGCAGUUAUGGGAGUCAGUAAUGAGUAUGGAGAAACAAAAGAAAUGGGCUUUAUAUCAACUGACGAAAUUUAUUGCCCUCAAAGAAAUUCAACCUGCUCAAAUAAUGAAAAUUUUGCGUCAAAGACCCAACAACAUUCAAUUCUCGACGAUAUAAGCCAAGAGCAGUUGACCAGAAAAACCAUUAAAUAUUACUCUAAAGGUUCAUGGAUCUCAAAGAUGAUUGUAACCUAUUAUUUAAACGAAAGAAAAGUCGCAGAAGAAGUAAGUGGUGAUGGGAAGAGGGUGAAUAUUUCUUCAAGAGCAACAAAUAUCGAGGUGAGAUUUAAAGUUAUGCGUCCAAUAUGGGGCGACGUUAUGAAGUACGACCGUUUUACAAACACCUGGUCGAAACCGUAUACACCUCAUAUCUUCCGAUACGAGAAAGCCACUGGUCGCACAUUUACUCUUAGUGGUAAUCUUUGGUGGGAGGCAGUUAUGAGAGUAACUGAUGAAUACCAUGAGGAAACAAAUGAAAUGGGCGAAGUUUAGAAAGAUAUCGCCAGCGGAAGCAAUGAUUGGGAAACGUUCUGUUAACAUAGAACAAAUAAGUGAUUGCUGAACUAAAUGAUAAUUGACCUUACCUGAGAUUAAGUGUAACUGUAAAUACAACGUAUAAAUCAUCAUUAUUCAAAUGAUGGAGACAGCAAUGGCUCUCACAUUUUGAUUUUUAUGAAAAUAGUUUUCUAUGGACAUUUAUCUUAUACCAGUAUGCUUUUGUGUAUAAUGUAAUCAUUAAAUAGAAAUUUUUCAUUGUUUUUCGAAA